Messenger RNA from Eurytemora carolleeae, 408 nucleotides. RefSeq lists its product as uncharacterized. The record is from RefSeq and is a predicted model, not a curated record. The transcript is spliced from 6 exons. Lineage: Eukaryota; Metazoa; Arthropoda; Copepoda; Calanoida; Temoridae. The coding region runs from base 1 to 408 and encodes 135 amino acids.
AUGGUAAUAUUUGUCAAACGAAUUGAUUUGCCUGAGCCUAAAGAUGGAGUGUGUACUCCUCUCCCUGAAUACUUAAUUCAAAAUAAAGUUCCUCUGACCCUUUGCUGUUAUGGAACGAUUCCAAGUGAGGUUAUUCAAGUAAAAUUAGUUUUGAGUAUUCUAGAAGUGUAUCCUCAAGCUGUUUUUCUAGACGUUGGUUCCAAUACAGGGUUCUUCAGUUUACCUGCUGCUCAACGGGGCAGUAAAGUUGUUGCUGUGGAUGCUGUUUACAAGAAUAUGGUAUUUCUCCACAAAAGCGCUGUUUUGAACGGGGUAGAAAACAAGAUUAUUAUGGUGAAUAAUGCAAUCAGGAAUAAGGGAAUAGGGUUAAAGCAUUUUCAUAACAGCACAUUUGUUUAUUUAUAUUAG